GCGGUGCAUAGUGGGUGGGCGGGGCCUGAAUAAACCCUGUGGUUGCGGUGGAGGGUUAGGUUGGGGUUAGAUCUGCCGUCAUGCUGCUGACGAGGAGCUGUUUCGGGUUCCUGGUGGUUCUGGUGGUUCUGGGUUUCUCUGCUGCUGCUGCAGUGUUCCUCCAGAAGCCCAAGGCCGACUCAGUUCUGCGGCGCCGCCGAGCCAACAGCGGCUUCCUGGAGGAGCUGAAACAGGGGAACCUAGAACGAGAAUGCAUCGAGGAGAUCUGUGACUACGAGGAGGCCAGAGAGGUGUUCGAGAACGACGACAAGACGAGGCAGUUCUGGCUCACAUAUGAACGUCGGGAUCCUUGCCUGGUGAACCCGUGUCAGAACAACGGAACCUGUGUUUACAUGGGAACCUCGUAUGAGUGUCAGUGUUCUGAGGGCUUCGAGGGACGGUACUGUCAGACAGUGUUUAAGGACUCUCUGAAGUGUCUCUACCUGAACGGACUCUGUGACCAGUUCUGUGACGGUUCUGGAGAACGUCGGAGAUGUUUCUGUUCUGAAGGGUACCAGCUGGCAGAAGACGGACGGAGCUGCGUGGCUCAGGUGGAGUUUCCAUGUGGUCAGCUGGUUCGAGAAGAACCUGGACUCAACCAAACGGAUGCUGUUCAGACCCGAGUGGUUGGAGGAAACCACUGUCCUCCAGGAGAGUGUCCCUGGCAGGUUCUGGUCCAGCUGAAUGGGAACAGUCACUGUGGAGGAGUUCUGGUCCGACCUGACUGGGUCAUCACCGCCGCCCACUGUAUCCAUAGCAACAACCCCGACAACCUGACGGUGGUGGCAGGGGAACAGAACCUGGACGUAGACGACGGUACUGAACAGAGGGUAUCUGUUUCCAUGGUGAUGGUUCAUCCCGGCUUCGUCAGGGCGACAGGUGACAGUGACGUGGGUCUGCUGCGGCUGCUCCGCCCCCUGGUUCUGACCCGGCUGGUGGUUCCGGUCUGCCUGCCGACCCGGGCCCUGGCAGAGCGGGAGCUGCUCCAGGUCCGGUACCACAGCGUGUCGGGGUGGGGCAGGAGGACUGGCGCCGGGCCGAGCAGCGCCGUCUCCUCGCCCGUCCUCCGCAGGAUGACCGUCCCCCUGAUCCAGAACUCCCAGUGCUCCCAGCGGGCCCAGUUCAACCUGACCGGUACCAUGCUGUGUGCCGGCUACCUGCAGGGCCAGCAGGAGAGCUGCCGCGGCGACGACGGCGGCCCGCUGGUCACGCUGUUCGGCUCCACCCACUUCCUGACCGGCGUGGUUGCCUGGGGGGGCUGCGCUCAGCCGGGGUAUUAUGGGCUGUACGCCAACAUGGCCGCGCUGGUGGACUGGGUCCAGGAAGUGAUGAAGAACCCGGUGACACCAGGACCCCCGAUGGACCAGAAACUGGUUUAGAUGUAAACUGGUCAGCGCGUUUGAGAAAUAAAAGAAUCAUCCGGUAACAAUAAAUACAAUAAAAUAACAAGUAAAUAAGAUAAAAUAACAAUAAUCAUCCUGUAAUAAUAAAUAUAAUAAAAUAACAGGUAAAUAAGAAAAAAUAAAUAUAAUCAUUCUGUAAUAAUAAAUAAAAUAAGUAAAUAAAAUAAGAUAAAUAUAAUCAUUCUGUAAUAAUAAAUACAAUAAAAAUAACACAUAUAAAAGGUAAACAAGACAAUAAACAAUAACAACCUCUAAUAAUAAAUAUAAUAAAAUAACAAUUAAAUAAGAUAAAAUAAAUAUAAUCAUUCUGUAAUAAUAAAUACAAUAAAAAUAAAACAUAUUACAGUUAAAUAAGACAAAUAAAAAAUAACCAUCCUGUAAUAAUAAAUAUAAUAAAAUAACAAGUAAUUAAGGUAAAAUAAUUAAAGAAAACAUCCUUGGCUCCUAUUUAAUGAUUAAUUGACUCUUAUUUUGAAAGGUCAGAUUUGAGCUAAGAUGAUUUUUCUGUUUACAAACCAGAAUCUUUGAUGUUUGAUGUUUAUGUUUAUUUUCUAAUUUUAUUUUAUGGAAAUAAAAUCAGUUUGAUGUAAAAAAACAAAAAACAAAAAACAAAACAAAACCAAUAAAGCAGAUUUUUAUGACUCAUUAAUGAAA
Acanthochromis polyacanthus (spiny chromis) is the source of this 2096-nucleotide messenger RNA. It is a transcript of the gene f7i, whose product is annotated as coagulation factor VIIi. Gene Ontology annotation, cellular component: extracellular region. Lineage: Eukaryota; Metazoa; Chordata; Actinopteri; Pomacentridae. The record is from RefSeq and is a predicted model, not a curated record. Gene Ontology annotation, biological process: proteolysis; blood coagulation. Gene Ontology annotation, molecular function: serine-type endopeptidase activity; calcium ion binding.